CCGAUUGAUCCCCUGCACAGGGACCCAAGCAUAGAAACAGCGUCGACGCCUGGCAGCUCUUUGAAACCUCCAGGUCCCUCCGACACUAAGGAAACACGAUACGCAUUUACCUCAGCACCAUUUUCUUCUACUCGACAGGCUGAUCGGGCUGUAAAUGACUCCAUGGACUCCAUGACUUCCCAGUUAGAGGGUUUACAAUUUGAGCCAGAUGCCACACUUUUAGACCUGCCUGUUGUUGUGGUGCAAUACAAGAAGAAAUCUGGUGAUCUGGCGAAAACAACGAAUCAGCUCAGGAUGUACCUCACCGCGUCAGUCAAGUUCUUGCAGACCGUUGGAGUCGCGAACUUCCCUGUAUAUGGGGUUAAGGCCGAUGGCCCUGUUGUGUCCUUACCUGCGGCAGUCCUACGAGAUGAUGACAAUAUCGUCCACCUCUUUGAACGGCUAGUUGAAAGGCUGGACAUUUCUACACCGUUGGGAGCGUGGCAAUACGCGACAGUCCUUUGUCGACUCGCGACAAUUCACGCUGGGCGCCUUGGGAGGGAGUUCGAAACGGUAAAGGAGGACUUGAUUACAUCAUUGCGCAACAAUGGGAAAGAUAUGGAAAAAUGGACGACCACUCACCAACUUACCACGCUCGCGGCAGAAAAUAAAGUGAAAUUCAUGCCAAAAACGAGUCAGAAAAAGGUGAAGUGAAGACUAUAGUGUAUUGCUCUAGGGAUACCUUGUCAGGUAUGUCUGUAUGGAUAUCAUACAAUAGCCCUCCGGUCGCUCCUGGAUGCAGGGCACUUUUACACGUCACAUUCACAUCGUUAUUGAAAUGCAGUUGCCAUGGUAGGGAAAUGUCUUUAUGGGAUUGUUUGUUCUAUGAGUGUGCUGUCUACGAAGGCAAAACAUAACUACUUGUUUUUGUUGGUUUUAUGUUGGGUGGUAGAUGUUGUAUCUAUUUAAAGGUAUGAGUUAGUGGUUUAUGG
Molecule: messenger RNA, 971 nt
Organism: Pisolithus orientalis
Lineage: Eukaryota; Fungi; Basidiomycota; Agaricomycetes; Boletales; Pisolithaceae
Exons: 2
Coding region: 163-693 (176 amino acids)
Source: RefSeq, a predicted model, not a curated record